This is a messenger RNA of Miscanthus lutarioriparius, 1992 nucleotides long. NCBI's taxonomy places the organism in Eukaryota, Viridiplantae, Streptophyta, Magnoliopsida, Poales, Poaceae. The record is from the annotation of a GenBank genome assembly.
AUGUCGUCCAAGAGACUACAUGGCGUGUUUACCCUUCUUAUGCUCAUGGUUUUCAAUGUUUCAGGGGCAUUUGUUGGUAUCACUAUUGGCAAUGACAUGUCGAACAUGCCACCAGCAACAGAUAUAGUGUCUAUCCUCAAAGCAAAGAAGAUCCAGCAUGUUCGCCUGCUUGAUUCAGACCAUCAGAUGUUGACUGCCCUUGCAAAUACUGGAAUAGAAGUGAUGGUUGGUGUUCCAAAUGAUCAGCUACUUCGUGUGGGCCAAUCUCGUUCCACAGCUGCUGAUUGGAUUAAUAAGAACGUCGCUGCUUACAUUCCGGCGACUAACAUCACAUAUAUUGCUGUGGGUAAUGAGGUCCUUACUACCAUUCCCAAUGCAGCACUUGUUCUCGUACCUGCACUGCAAUUCCUCCAGUCAGCACUUUUGGCUGCAAAUCUCAAUACUCAAGUGAAAAUUUCGAGUCCUCAUUCAAUGGAUGUGAUCUCGAAGGCGUUUCCUCCCUCUGCUGCCACUUUCAAUUCGACAUGGAGCUCAAUAAUGUCUCAGUAUCUUCAGUUUCUCAAGAAUACGGGAUCUUCGUUUAUGCUGAAUGCCCAACCAUACUAUGGUUAUGUAGGAGGGCAAGGUGUAUUCCCCUUGGAGUAUGCACUGUUCCGCUCACUUAAUCCGAACAGUCAAAUUUCAGAUCCUAACACCAAUCUCUUUUAUACCAAUAUGUUUGAUGCUACAAUUGAUGCUACCUACAACUCAAUUCAAGCAAUGAAUUUCACGGGGAUUCCUGUUUUAGUCACAGCUUCUGGCUGGCCAUGGCGUGGUGGGCCAAGUGAGAAGGCUGCUACUGUUGAUAAUGCUUUGGCCUACAAUACAAACCUCAUACAUCAUGUACUGAACAAUUCUGGUACUCCGAGUCAACCAAAUAAUCAAUCAAGCACCUACAUCUUUGAGCUGUUCAACGAGGAUAAUCGGUCAGGGCCUGUAUCAGAGCAAAAUUGGGGGAUUAUGUUUCCCAAUGCAACCACUAUAUACUCUCUAUCAUUUGAGGACGUGGCCACAACUAUUCCUGAAUCACCAGCUUUGCGUGGGGUGUUUUGUGUGGCAAAUUCAAGUGCACCCCAUAGUGCACUGAAGCAUAGUUUGGAUUGGGCAUGUGGCCCUGGUUCUGCAAACUGCAGUGCAAUUCAACCUGGGCAACCAUGCUAUGCAUCAGAUGAUAUUGUAGCUGUUUCUUCUUAUGCUUUCAACGAUUAUUACCAUAGAACACAGUCUAGUGGUGGUACAUGCAACUUCAAUGGCACCGCAAUGAUAACAUCAACUGAUCCAAGCCAUGGUUCAUGCAUUUUCGCUGGAAGCACUGGCGCCAACGGCAGCAAAGGUGGAACAACCUCCGGGCCUAGCGGUCACCGAAUCUGGGCCCCGCGGCGGAUAUGUCCUCGUCCUCCUCCUUCCUCGACUCCCGCUUCCCCUUCGCCGCCGGCGCCGGGGCCCCCGGCGGAAGCGGCGGUGGAGGCGGGGAGGAGCGUGCAACCGUGGGGGUCGAGCGGCGGGACGUCGGUGUCUUCAUCUGGGAAACGGAUACAGAAGGAGCUGCUGGACCUCAACGCCUCCGACUGCUCCGCGGGACCCAAGGGCGACAACCUCUACCACUGGCUCUCCACCAUCAUCGGGCCCCAAGGAUCGCCAUAUGAAGGAGGGGUAUUUUUCCUUGACAUCGUGUUUCCUCCUGAUUAUCCCUUCAAACCUCCCAUGGUAACUUUCAAAACAAGGAUUUACCACUGCAAUAUUGAUUCCACUGGUAAAGUGCAUUUGGACAUUCUGAAGGAUGGCUGGAGUCCAGCUUUCACUAUUUCAAAGGUGUUAUUGGCCAUCAAAGACAUCAUCAGCAAUCCAGAUCCAUACAGCCCACUUGUGAUGAGCAUUUCACGUCAGUAUCUGACUGAUAGAGCUAAACACGAUGAAAUAGCAGCUGAGUGGACAAUGAGAUUUGCAAGAUAG